This is a messenger RNA of Ceratina calcarata, 759 nucleotides long. It is a transcript of the gene Tcs1, whose product is annotated as Threonyl-carbamoyl synthesis 1. Bases 1 to 759 code for a protein of 252 amino acids. Gene Ontology annotation, biological process: regulation of translational fidelity. Lineage: Eukaryota; Metazoa; Arthropoda; Insecta; Hymenoptera; Apidae. Gene Ontology annotation, cellular component: cytoplasm. The record is from RefSeq and is a predicted model, not a curated record. The transcript has a single exon. Gene Ontology annotation, molecular function: tRNA binding; nucleotidyltransferase activity; double-stranded RNA binding.
AUGAGCGCAUUUCUGGACGGAGCCGCGAUGGAGCUGGACCACGUGAAAGGAAUCAGCGGUAAUCACUGGAUUUGCAAAGGAAAACGAAGUGUAGCGAUAGCUGCGACGUUACUACAAAGAAAUGAGAUCAUCGCGAUACCAACCGAUACGAUAUACGGUCUCGCCGGUCUCGCGUCGAGCGACAGUUCCAUCGAAAGAUUAUAUGCGAUCAAGAACCGCGAUCGGACCAAGCCUCUCUCCAUCUGCGUCGGCCGAUUGUCGCAUAUAGAACGAUGGGCCGUCGUCGAUCACUUGCCAAGGAAACUCUUGAGCAUUAUACUACCUGGACCGUACACGAUCGUUUUAAGACGAACACCGGCUCUAAAUCCGGCAUUGAAUCCGAAUCACGAGACCGUAGGCAUCAGAAUACCAAAUUUCAAAUUUAUCCAUUGUGUCUCGGAAAUAACUGGCCCGUUGGCGCUGACCAGCGCGAAUUUGAGCAGCGAAGAUAGCUGCCUGUUCGCCUCGGAGUUCGAACACCUGUGGCCAAAGUUAGGCGGAGUCUUUCACGAUUGCGACAGAUUCGGUAAAUCGUCCAAAAAGUUGAGAACAGGAUCCACGAUCGUCGAUCUGUCCGAACCGAACCGUUACAAGAUAAUCCGGUACGGAGUCGGGGCAAAGUCGUUGAUUAAAUUUUUACACAUGUAUGGUAUAAGAGAAGGUGUGAGGAGCAACGAAGACGUCGACGAGGAGGAGGUUGAAAGCCUAUCGGCAUCGUGA